Cetraspora pellucida is the source of this 792-nucleotide messenger RNA. The record is from the annotation of a GenBank genome assembly. NCBI's taxonomy places the organism in Eukaryota, Fungi, Glomeromycota, Glomeromycetes, Diversisporales, Gigasporaceae.
AUGUCUGAUUAUAUGCAUGAUGAUGAUGCACUUUCUUCAACUGAUAGAGGGUCACCUAGAGAUGUAGAACUAUCUAUAGGUAUUACAGUUAAAUAUUUACAUAAUUCUUUAACUGGAAAUAUGCUUGGUCAUCUUUGGACCAAACAUAGAAUUGAUAAAGACUAUUCUGAGAGAAUAGAUACUAAAUUACGAAAAGCAAUUGAUUAUCUUGCUCUUAUGCUACUAUUAGAGUAUGAAUGUUGUGACCAACUUGAUGAUGAAUAUUUGAAGUUAAUAAAUCUAACAACUAAUGAAUGGCAAUUAUUGGAUGAUCUCAUCUUAUUACUAAAGCCAUUCUAUGAAGCUACUACUGUAUUUUUUGGCUCAACUUAUUCUACACUCAAUCUCAUUUAUCCAACAAUAAAACUACUUAUUAAAAAGUUUAUGCCUUCUGAUGGACAAACUAAAGAGGAUUAUACUGAUUUAUUAUUUGAAUCUAGGGAACAAACAAAUAACCAAAGUCAACUAAUUGAUGAAGAGAAUUCUGAUGAAGAUUCUGAUGAAUCAGAUAUAGAUGAAUCUAAUACUUAUAAGCAAUAUAAAGAUCCACAGUUUAAAGAUCGUCAUUCAGUAGUAUCACCUGUUAAUACUAAAGAAUUAUAUUAUGUAGUUAAGGUUACAAUUCAAGUUUCAAAAAAUGAUGAACUUGCCAAGUCAUCUAAUAUGUCAACUUCUAAACCUACAGUAACCAGUGAUUUAAUGGCAGAUUUAUAUGGUAAUGAAGAAUCGGAUGAAAUAAUUGAAGAGUCUGAA